Messenger RNA from Danio rerio (zebrafish), 1229 nucleotides. RefSeq names its product southpaw (gene spaw). Gene Ontology annotation, molecular function: growth factor activity. Gene Ontology annotation, cellular component: extracellular region. Gene Ontology annotation, biological process: signal transduction; gastrulation; tissue development. Lineage: Eukaryota; Metazoa; Chordata; Actinopteri; Cypriniformes; Danionidae. The record is from RefSeq and is marked provisional.
CUCCAUUCGCAAUGCAGCCGGUCAUAGCGUGCGCUUCAUUCGCGUUAUUUGUUUUACGCGUUGUUGAUUGCGUGUGGAUCGAUAAAAAUGGCGCGUUUAUUAAAGAUCAUCGCACAGCUUUCUUCGGUGCUUACUCCAGCCAGUUUUAUCCAAGGUACCCGCUGUACAUGAUGCAGUUAUACAGAGACUUCAGCGGGAAUAAGAUGCUGACUACUCCUGCUAGUGUUGACAACCCGGCUCUCCAUCAGUCUGACUUCGUCCUGAGCUUGAUUGCACAAGACUGUCAUCAAACUGAAGAGCGAUGGACCGUCUCCUUUGACAUGUCUUCCCUGUCAGCGAGUGACAACAUCCAGCUCUCGGAGCUUCGCAUUCGGCUGCCGGCGUUUUCUGCAUCCAGACGCGUGACUGUAGACAUCUUCCAUCAGCAUAAACAGCAUUGUGCAUCUGACUCCGUGUUUUGUCGCAACAAAAAACUGUUUCUGGGCAGCGUUAAAUCAGUAGACGUCUCCCAAUCAUCAUCAUCCUGGAGAGUUUUUAACAUUACAGAACUCCUACAGCAAUGGCUGAUUCAGGGAAUGGAUACACCAGACCGGGUCACGGCACCAGAUUAUGACCAGGGCAGUGGAAGUGGAAGCGGAGACGACUUUAUUGAAUCUCUCACAAGCAGCUGGCCAAGAAAAAUCCAGCAUCCCACAGCAGAACGAGUCAUGAUUGUAGUUUUCUACAAAGAAACUGUGACCCACAGCGCUUCCAGCUUGAUGAAUACAGUGGCGCAGUCCAAAUACGUCACGCUGAACCGACCAGCAGAUGGAACUCAGGGUCGGAGACACAAACGAAACCGUGUGGAAAGGAUGCGCAUGACUGAUGACAGAAAUGUGACAGGAAAGCCAACACCUUCAGAGGAACAGCAAGCUUCACUUUGCCGGCGGGUUGAUAUGUGGGUGGAUUUUGAUCAGAUUGGGUGGGAUGAGUGGAUCGUGCAUCCCAAGCGCUAUAAUGCAUACAGAUGCGAAGGGGAAUGUCCGAGUCCUCUGGAUGAGACUUACAACCCAACAAACCACGCUUACAUGCAGAGUCUGUUGAAGCUCUACCAACCUGAGCGGGUCAGCUGUCCGUCCUGCGUGCCGCUGCGCCUCAGUUCGCUCUCCAUGCUUUACUAUGAAGGGGAUGGAGUGGUGAUGAGACACCACGAGGACAUGAUCGUGGAGGAGUGCGGCUGUCAUUGAUGA